Sesamum indicum (sesame) is the source of this 806-nucleotide messenger RNA. NCBI's taxonomy places the organism in Eukaryota, Viridiplantae, Streptophyta, Magnoliopsida, Lamiales, Pedaliaceae. The record is from RefSeq and is a predicted model, not a curated record.
CACAAUAAAUACCACCUCUGCUGCUCACUCUUCACACCACCAAACGCACAUUAGCAACCCCUUUGAUCCAUCUAUCAUUCUCCAUUUCAUUUUUCAACACAUAAAUAUGGGUGCCAUCACUUACGAUAUUGAGAUUCCUUCCUCCAUCCCAGCUGCUAAGAUGUAUAAGGCCGUCGUCCUCGAUGCGGACACCCUCAUCCCAAAGAUCAUGCCUCAGGCUAUCAAGAACGUCGAGAUCUUGGAAGGAGACGGUGGCGUGGGAACCAUCAAGCUCAUCAGUUUUGGGGAAGGUAGCCAGUAUAAGAGCGUGAAGCACCAUGUUGAUGCUAUUGACACGGAAAAUUUAACCCACAGCUACAGCAUUGUUGAAGGUGAUGCUCUGAUGGGGGGUCUUGAGUCGAUUACUUAUCAUGUCAAGAUCGUUCCGACUGAAGACGGAGGAUGCAUUUGCAAGAACAGGAGCAUUUAUCAGACCAAGGGCGACGUUGAGAUUACUGAAGAGAAGAUCAAGGAAGGAAAGGAGAAGGCAUUGGCGAUGUUCAAGGCCAUUGAAGCUUACCUCCAUGCCCAUCCUGAUGCCUAGAAGCCAAUUGAUUGGCGUUGUUUGAAUGUUUUUACUUGUUUGGUUUUCAUGUUCGUUGAAGUUGUUGUAUUCAACUGCAAUUUCCUCAAAAAAGUGUCCUUUUUCUACAAGAUAUUGAACUUAUAUAUGGUUGUGGAUGUAUCACCAUGUUGUGGAAAAAUGUAAUGUUAACCUGCAACUUAGAUUGUGGUAUUUUUUAUCCUAAGGGAAAUAAUUUUUGUAA